Molecule: messenger RNA, 2097 nt
Organism: Diatraea saccharalis (sugarcane borer)
Lineage: Eukaryota; Metazoa; Arthropoda; Insecta; Lepidoptera; Crambidae
Source: the annotation of a GenBank genome assembly
UCUUGUUCCAGAGCAAUAAGAGGGACAAAAAACACUCAACAUAUCGUCCUCAUAGCUGUUGUGAAGAAAAGCGCUUACCUGAAAGAUGACUUCGCAGUGCUGCCAUACCUAGAAGCGGGUUACAACAGGGUGAUGGUGGAAACUGUGGGUGCUACCGCGUGGUGCGCAGAAAUACUUCAAGCGCGCACCGCAGCGACAACGGCGCGGGCGCAACUCGCCGCCGUGGCAGCAAUAGCCGCAGCCGUUGACCGUUGCCGGGACCUCGUGGCCAUCACUGACGACACACAGAGGAUACUGCUGACAAACAAAUCUUGGUGCCGGGUGUUGGGCUGGCGCGGGGAGGAAGGGCCACGGCCACUAACAGAGGCGGUGGGUGGUGAAGCCUUAAAGCAAGCGGCUAGCGGCGCCCGUGACUGGGAAGCACCCGUCACGCUGAGGCGGAGGGCUGCGCCAGAUCCUAUUUUACUGCCGUGUAGAGGAGCCGCCAUAGCUAUGACCAGAAACAUAUCACACCUAGUGUUAGUCUGUGAACCAACUCACGUGCCCGACAAUGAACGCGGUCGAGGUUCGCUACACUCAAUCCGACGUGGAUCGCUCGAUGUGCGAUCCGUCGCCUCGGAUGGGCUGCGGCGGACCUCACUCGCUAAAUUACAAGGGCUGCCACUAGAAGCCCCCAUCACCAAGGUUAUAGCUCUCCUAGCAACUGCGCAAGAAGGGGCGCCGCCCAGCACAGUGGCAUAUAUAGAAAAAGCAAUGGAUAUGCUUCGCACCUCCGAAUUAUAUUCGCCGCAAAUGCGCGACGAACCUAAACUCCGUGUAGAGGACCCUAUCGCUACCGACCUCAUUGGCGCACUUUUGUCUCAAGGACCUACUAAUGUUUUGUCGUCGAGGAGAAGCAGCAACGAUUCCACUGUUGUCAGAUCGCAGACUAAUAGAGCAAAUAUUAAACACAAGACGUCAGGUCAGCUCCGUGAGCUUCUCGACACGGCAUUGAGCUGGGACUUUGAAAUUUUCCGGCUGGAGGACUUAACGCGAGGCCGCCCCCUUGCGCAUCUCGGCCUCGCCCUCAUGGGUGGCAGGUUCGACGUCUGCGCCACCCUCGAGUGCGACGAGAGAACUCUACUGCACUGGCUGACGGUCAUAGAAACUAACUACCAUGCUGUUAAUACUUACCACAACUCUACACACGCCGCUGAUGUCCUGCAGGCAGUAGCGUACUUCCUAGAGAAGGACCGGCUGAAGGGCACGCUGGAGCCGCUGGAGGCCGCCGCCGCGCUGAUCUCGGCCGCGGCGCACGACAUCGACCACCCCGGCACGUCGUCCGCGUUCCUGUGCAACUCGCGACACUCGCUCGCCAUACUCUACAAUGACGUCAGCGUGCUCGAGUCCCACCACGCCGCUCUCACCUUCAAACUCACACUCAACGACGACCGUGUGAAUAUAUUCAAGAAUCUCGACCGGGACACUUACAAGACGGUGCGGCACAACGUGAUCGAUAUGAUCCUCGCCACGGAGAUGACCAAACACUACGAACACUUGGCGAAGUUCGUCAACGUGUUCUACGCGAAGACCAGCGGCAGCAAAGAGGACGGCAUACAUAAUGAUGUAAGCAGGCUAAAGGAGCCUUUAGCGUUGGACACCACAGCGCUCUCACUACCAGAAAAUGUGGUUUUAGUCAAGAGAAUGAUGAUAAAGUGCGCUGAUGUCUCUAAUGCUUCUCGACAACAGAAGUUUGCUGUCGAAUGGGCAAGAAGAAUCGCAGAGGAAUACUUCCUACAGACCGACGAAGAGAAAGCGAAAGAUCUUCCCGUGGUGAUGCCGAUGUUCGAUCGGGCCACUUGCUCCAUUCCUCGAUCGCAGAUCGGUUUCAUCGACUACAUCAUCAUCGACAUGAUGGAAGCUUGGGCUGCAUUUAUCGAUAUGCCCGAACUGGUAACUCACGCGCGCAACAACCACGCCCGUUGGCGGGAAUUGGAUGAAGCGGGCGUCACCACUAUAGCGGAGGUGAUGCGCGCGCAGCGACAUCAGGCGCUCCAUCCGCCGCCCCCCGCGCACAACCCCCCUCCCGUGCCCGCGCCCGGUCCAGAUGAGGAGUGA